GGAGAUGGAGAAGCGUUUUAAAAAUGGGGAUGAUCUUUCUCUCCAGUCACUUGAUGAGUCAGAUUUUCUGGUCAGUAGUUUAUGCAUAGUGAUAGGUGAAAGGGACGACACCAAAUUGGUAAGAUCCUUAUUUUACAUCAACUUAAAUGGUUAAUCAUCAAACAUGGUCAAAUAGCUCUGAGUGACUGUGUCUCUAUUGUAGGGAGUUGAACUUGGGACCACUAUCCGACCAAAUGAAAAGGAUCGGAAAAAUGUGGACCAGCUUUCUCUCCAGUCAUUUGAUGAGGCAGAUUUUCUGUCUGAUGAGGACCGUGACCACCAGGAGAAUCCACUUCCGGAUAAACGCCUGAAUCAUGUUAUGGAUUACGAAGCCCAGGCCCUUCGUCCUUCCUCUGUGAGAGCCGUGACCAAGCCUUGCAUCACUAAUGACGUGCACCCCACCAUGCUACACGAUCAGAAGAGGCGCGACAGGCAGUACCGUGCCACAAGAGUCAUGAUAAGGUUCCAAAAAACCCUGGUUGCCCUGGAACAGGACCUUAUGACAACUAAGGAGGAGAUCCUGAACACCAACGAGUACUUCAAAGAGAUGUCUCGUGUGAAGAGCCAGGGACAAGGCCGGAUGGGUGCGUCUCUGAGAAGAUUCGUUUAUAACGUCAGAGGGAGAAGGCUCCAGAAGAUUCAGGCGGAGAAGUAUAUACGGGUCAGCAAAGAUUUCUAUGCGCUGAUCCAAAUGGUCGAGAAGGACUGCAGAGCUGAGAUCAAUCUGACGGGCCUGGAGAACUGGCAGAGAGAGGUUAAGAAGCUGCGCAUGGCCUGCAGGGCCUGCACUGAGAGGAUCCAACCAAUCGAGGUGUGUGAUUCCCCACCACAGGUCCAACCCUCUCAAGAGAAGUCCUCCAUCCAACAUUUUGAUCUCUCUGAGCCAGAGAUCACUCAUGUGGUCCCCUUCACUAUUGAGGAUGCCAUGGAAUCACCCCCUCUGACUCCUCCUACUCCCGAGGCCCUCCACCUCAACCAGCAGCUUCCCCGGGCUUUGACUCCCCUCAACUGCGUCACCAAUGGAGUUGUGACUCCUACGUGGCCUGAGACUCGGCCUGCUGUGGGGUAUUUACCCCCCCCUCGUCUGCAACCAAUCCAAAACAUGGAUGAUGCAAAGAAGCUGCUCCAAGGAGGAUUGGAAGAGCUUCUGCAGCUCAGUGACUCUUCCAUGUAA
Messenger RNA from Osmerus eperlanus (European smelt), 1213 nucleotides. RefSeq lists its product as uncharacterized. NCBI's taxonomy places the organism in Eukaryota, Metazoa, Chordata, Actinopteri, Osmeriformes, Osmeridae. The transcript has 5 exons. Bases 359 to 1213 code for a protein of 284 amino acids. The record is from RefSeq and is a predicted model, not a curated record.